Molecule: messenger RNA, 1743 nt
Organism: Desarmillaria tabescens
Lineage: Eukaryota; Fungi; Basidiomycota; Agaricomycetes; Agaricales; Physalacriaceae
Exons: 7
Coding region: 313-1662 (449 amino acids)
Source: RefSeq, a predicted model, not a curated record
UGCCGCAAGCAGCGUCUGAUUUUGCCUUACUCCUUAGAGUCAUCUUUCAACGCUUUCUCUGCUUCCUUGUCGCAGCCACCCCCACGCAUAAACCACAGUACCAAGCCGGCAUCGUCACGUUCAAGCGCGUUUUCAAAUUACAUCGCAGCCCGAAACAAACCCUCCUCUAGCAACACCCGAAACGCAAGUGCAGGGCCAUCCAAGGCGCCUUAUGCUGUCUCUCAGCCUGUUGCGAGCUCAAGCACCAAGGCACGAUCCCGGCAUGAACCCAUUCAAGUGGCGCGUAAAUCGACCGGAGGUGCAAAGCGUUCAAUGGCAAAGACGCGACCUGUCAAGCGUACUCGUGAGGAGAGGGAACGGCAGAGCAUAGUAUCAUCUUCAUCUUCAUCCUCCUCAUCCCCUUCACUACCUGUACCUGGAUCUUCACAAUUUGCCCGGAAGAAGCAGCCUCCGCCAGCUGAAGUGGAAAUUAUUACUAUAUCUGACGAUGACAACGAUGAACCAGUCACCAAGCCAAAAUCCGCACCGAAGCCAAAGAUCAAGGCCAGGAAAGUGUCACCCGCGAAUUCUAUCGUCGAAAUCUCAAGUGACUCAGACCAAGAUCGGCGGCGCUCAAAGGUUCAACCAAAGCCCAAAGAUCGGCAAAAGUCCCCAGUUGAAAUCAUUGAUGUUGACGCAUUGGACGACGUUGAAACCAAUCCACCCCUUCCCCCGCACACAGAUGAAUCGGACGGAAACUCCAAUCGGGGCGGUAUCCCUGAUGACCCGAUUAUUUUGGAUGAGCCUCUGUUCCUGGACGACCCUGACGAACCCUUAUUCGACGAACCUCCGAUCCCUGAGCCUUCGUCGAGCCAGCCGGCCAUAUCUCAAGACUUCGGAAAGAAGCAUGAUGAAAUGGGCCUGCAAGCAAACUCAAUUGCGACUCCACUACGAGAGCAACCGUAUCCCGGUACUCUGUCGGAGUUGAAGCUAACGGUCUCUGCUACCUCAGUCGCUGUACCACCGCCCCCACCGCUUCCAAAGAAAGCCCGGCCUAACUACCCAUCUACUUCUCUUUCACGAAUCCCCCGUGCUCAGACUCCAGAGAGAAGCAUUCCCAUUGCUGUGAAAGGAUCUCCUACCACUCCAAGCCUUCCGAGGAAACAUCGUCCCCGUACGCCUGAUCAAUCUGCUCCUCUCUCAGCCAAAGCAUCACCGAGUUCUCGCAAGAGUUCACAGUUGCUCUUUGAGGGCCAUUCUAAUUCCAGGGUAGCAGGUAGCAGUGCUGAAGAGCCACAAUGCUCUCCCGUCUUAUCUUCACCAAACAAAGGAAUGCAGUCCCUAGCCGAUGCAAUUGUCCAAGCUCAUGUCAACAACAAUGUACGAUCACCCCUCAAGCCGAUACCUUUGCCUCGCAAGACCAAGAGCAUAGCUGGCAAGGCUCGUGCUACUGAUCACCCGUCGGCCAGAGCAGAAGGCGGAAGACUCAUGAAUGCCUUGAAAUUGUUGCAGGACCAGUCUGGCUCUCAAAAUCCUUCGCCGCGCAAGUCCCCCAUGCGGAUCGUUGAUGAGACGGCUGAUCCCCAAAUUUCUGCGUUUACGUCUAAGGGAUAUUCAGUCCGAAGCUUCGACAUCGUCGACUCGUAUGGUGAAUGCUAUGGAAGUGGACAGUUCUUUGGAUGAUGCCACUCAGUCUAUGCUUGAGUCCGACACGCAGGGUCUAUCCCAGUUGACUCUCGCAACUCCGGAAGCAAGUACGCCAGC